UGAGAGGUUAAUACAUAAACAAAAAUGACAAAUAUUUUGCAACCGUGAAAAAAGUAAUAUUUCCUUUACGAAGCCUGUAUUGUAUCAAUAUAAUGUCAAAUUCCUAGCUGCAAGUCAAUGAGCAACAUUACCACUUUAAUGUUUUUUCUUUCACCUCACACCUUUUUGGUCCCUUCUUAGACGGGGAUUGUGACUUGAUCCAUUUCUGUUAUCCCGAGCGAGGUUCAUAUUAUUCUAGUAUUGACAAUACAACGGUGUGGGAUGGGGUCGGAUAUCUGAACAGGAGAGGACAACGGCGAUCGAGGUUUUUUUUUCAAGUUGUGCGAGAUGGCAAGAAUAUAAAAGCACCAAGAGAAAAGAGAAAGUCUCAGGUUCCUCCGCCCUCGACGUGACCCAGAAUGCCGCUGGUAAAGAGGAACAUCGAGCCCCGGUACCUGUGCCACACGGCACUGCCCCGGGGCAUCAAGAAUGAGCUGGAGUGCAUGACCAACGUGUCCCUGGCCAACGUCAUCCGCCAGCUCAGCAGCCUCAGUAAAUAUGCAGAGGAUCUGUUUGGGGAGCUGUUCAAUGAGGCGCACUCCUUCUCGUUCCGGGUGAACUCCCUCCAGGAGCGAGUGGACCGGCUGUCCAUCAGUGUCACCCAGCUCGAUCCGAAGGAGGAGGAGUUGUCCCUGCAGGACAUCACCAUGAGGAAGGCUUUCCGCAGCUCCACCAUCCAGGACCAGCAGCUGUUUGACAGGCGGACCCUGCCCAUGCCCCUGAAGGAGACCUUGGAGCUGUGUGAAAAGCCACCACCUCUCAACAUCCUCACGCCGUAUAGGGAUGACGGCAAGGAGGGACUCAAGUUCUACACAAACCCGUCCUACUUCUUUGACCUGUGGAGGGAGAAGAUGCUGCAGGACACGGAGGACAAGAGGAAAGAAAAGCGGAAGCAGAGGCUGGAAAUAUCUAUUCGCGUGUCUUCAGACGGCUUUAACUGUGCGGCCAUAGCCCCCGGCCGCUUCGCCCUGGAGUUGCUGGACCACCUCAGGUACGAUCAGGUCUAUAGAUAUUUAGACCUCUCAAGCCAGCUGAAGAACAUCGAGCGCCCCCAGGAGCCGGAGAAGGUGCCACGCCCCCCACCCGACAGACGCAAGGAGUGGCAGAAGAGGGCGCUCGGGCCGGAGCUGGCUGAGGACAACAUCAAUGAGGUCCACAAGCACAAGGAGGCCAACGGCUCCGCGCCACACCAUGACACCAGGCAACCCCUGUACAUGGAGCAGAUGGAUGGGCCUUUCUCCCUGGCCGCCCUCCCGUACAGCCAGAUGAACGAGCUGCUGAACAGGACCGGGGACAGGAUAUACAUACGCCCCCACGAGCCCCCGCCGCCGCCGCCCAUGCACGGCGCUGGAGACUCAAAAGAAGCCUCCAUCAUCAGCUCCAGCUCUGGCUACACCGACAGCCGCCCCCAGUCUCCCGCCAGGACGCCAGUAUUCCUCAAUCCCAAUGCCCCGCCCCCACCCCCGCCCCCCUUGCCUCCGCCCCCACCUCCCCUGCCAUCUGCGGUGCCCGGGUCUGGUGCACGUGGCACUCCCCCUCCACCUGUGCCACCCCUCCCCGUCCAGCUUCCUGCCAUUCCGCCAGCCCCCGCUCCGCUCCAGAUCGCCCCCGGGGUCCUGCACCCUGCUCCUCCCCCCAUUGCCCCACCCCUUCACCCUGCCUCUCCAGCACGCCUUCACCAGGUUGUGGACAAAAGCCAGCUCCCCUCCCAGCCGGACGGAGGGACCAUCCUCCCCCCGCCACCCCCACCACCACCGCUACCCCUACCGGGAGCAAGGACCUCCUCCCCCUGCCCCACCCCCCCUCCUCCAGGCCCACCCCCGGUGCCUUCCUUUCUGUCGGGGGCUGUGUCCUCUCCGUCGGCCCAUGGUGUGCACGAGGCGAAGCGCUACCCAUCCAGCCUGCCGCCCAUCAGCGACGCCCGCAGCGUUCUCCUGGAAGCCAUUCGCAAAGGGAUCCAGCUCCGCAAGGUGGAAGAGCAGCGGGAGCAGGAGGCCAAGCACGAGCGUGUGGGGAACGACGUGGCCACCAUCCUGUCGCGCCGCAUAGCCGUGGAGUACAGCGACUCCGAGGACGACUCCGAGUUCGACGAAGUGGACUGGAUGGAAUGAGCCCGUCCAGUUCAUCCUUCGUCCCCCCGUGUUACAUCAUCUUCUUUCAGUUACCGAGUACGGUCUUCAUUCGUGGUUCUGGUUUUGGAGGGAAGUUUCAGACAAGUCCCCCCCCGCCCCAAAGUGUUUUUGCGAAUGUUUUGUACUCAUUUUCUACAUCUUUUUUCCAGUCCUAGGAAAUAUUCCUAUUGUACAAUUCACAGUAAAAUAACUACAUUGCGUCUUUGUUUUCCAAGUAUCCUAAGAGGGAGGGACUUUCAUUUGCUGUCGAGCAUUAUGUGUAACAAUGUGAGGAUGCCAUCCUCUUUUCUGAUACAAUCCUGCCAUCUUCUGGAUGAAAAUGGAAUUAAUGAAAAACAUCCUUUUUCCCCCCAGCACUACCACCUGUGAAGGGCCAGUAAUUGCUGGAGCAAACUAAGCGAAUUAACACCUCUGAGUACUAAUACUGAUGGUUUCUGAAGGAGCUGAUUUUCUUUGUAUAUAUCAUUUAAAAAAAUUAUAAGAAUCACAGUUUUCUCUGAAGGAACAGGUAGGAGCAGUUUCGCAGUGGGGAUUUGGACACCUAAUUCACAUCUAACAGGUGUACUGGUGAUUUACCAAGUGUUGUGGUUGAUGCGGCCAUUAAGGACCAGAACUGUCCAUCUUUAAAUUAGUAAAAGAUUUAAGAAAAUGAAACAAUCUGGCCUGUUGGUGCUGUGCUGUAAGCAUAUUGACCAGUUUGACUUCACCUGCACUAGGGGGGGUCAGUUUAGAGCUGACUUUUAUAUGUUUUUUUUAAUCCGGGUAUGUCCUCAGUGAGCCACUGUAGUUAGCUGGCGUGACGCAUCAUGCACGUUUCAUGAGCGCUGGAAACUGCGCGUGCGGAGUGAAGCGAUUCUGCCGUCAUGGCGACCCGCUUACCGCCAUGUGGCCCUCGGACAGCCCGCCUUCUCAGUGGCCUGUGGUCCAAUCACACAUCGCUCUGCCUUAUUCUUUGUAUUAUACAUAUUGUUCAGUUCAUGAAUGUAUUGUGCUGUGCUACUUUGCCUGCGCUUUUAAACAUUAGUUGUUUCCAUGUGAAAAGAUCUUAUUUCAAAAUACUGUAUACCUGGUAACUUAUGUAACUGUUGAUUGUAACAGUUUGCUUGGAUUAAUAAAAGCUAAUGUAAUGUUUC
Molecule: messenger RNA, 3304 nt
Organism: Paramormyrops kingsleyae
Lineage: Eukaryota; Metazoa; Chordata; Actinopteri; Osteoglossiformes; Mormyridae
Gene: wasf1
Product: WASP family member 1
Biological process (GO): actin cytoskeleton organization; positive regulation of Arp2/3 complex-mediated actin nucleation
Cellular component (GO): SCAR complex; cytoskeleton; lamellipodium
Molecular function (GO): Arp2/3 complex binding; actin binding; protein kinase A regulatory subunit binding
Source: RefSeq, a predicted model, not a curated record